CAAUCCCACAAUGCAAGGAUAAAGAUGGCUGCGCCCGGUGACUCUAGAGCAUCAACCUCCUCUCCUCAAGCAACCGGCUUUGAGGGAUUCCCUUUCAACAUUACAAACAAGACACCAAGCGAUGCUUCUGCCAAAGAGCAAGAAAAGCCCGGAGAACAGAAAAAGAAACCAUGUAGGGCGUGUACGGAUUUUAAAUCGUGGAUGAAGAUGCAGAAGAAACAGGCUGUUGUAACACAGGAGAGCCGGGUGGAGGAAGAGACAGAAAGACGACCGGAGUGCCCUCUUGACAGGGAGGAGCUGGGCAGAAAUACGUGGUCCUUUCUUCAUACGAUGGCAGCCUAUUACCCCGAUACACCCUCCGACAACCAACAGCGUGAAAUGAAGCAGUUCAUAAACCUGUUCUCUAAAUUCUUCCCCUGUGAAGAGUGCGCAGAAGACCUGAGAACAAGACUAAAGACGAACCAGCCAGACACGAGUAGCCGGCACAGUCUUUCUCAGUGGAUGUGUCGGCUCCAUAACGGCGUCAACAUUAGACUAGGCAAACCGGAGUUUGACUGUUCCAAAGUCGACGAGCGAUGGAGAGACGGCUGGAAAGACGGGUCAUGUGAUUGACAACCGAUGAAAACAAUUCACAAGCCCUGACAACAGAACAGGGCAGUACAUGAUGUUUGCUGAAGUGGAUCUCUGCCUUGUCUUUUCAACUGCUUUCUGUUGCUUGGAAUAAUCUCUGCAACUAGCUAGACACUAAUUUACAGGAUUACUGUUUGCCACUGACUUUACAUUUACGUACUUGGUCUCAGAAAUGU
Molecule: messenger RNA, 806 nt
Organism: Megalops cyprinoides (Indo-Pacific tarpon)
Lineage: Eukaryota; Metazoa; Chordata; Actinopteri; Elopiformes; Megalopidae
Gene: gfer
Product: growth factor, augmenter of liver regeneration (ERV1 homolog, S. cerevisiae)
Exons: 3
Coding region: 25-612 (195 amino acids)
Cellular component (GO): mitochondrion
Molecular function (GO): flavin-dependent sulfhydryl oxidase activity; flavin adenine dinucleotide binding
Source: RefSeq, a predicted model, not a curated record